This is a messenger RNA of Copidosoma floridanum, 6879 nucleotides long. RefSeq names its product LDL receptor related protein 4. Gene Ontology annotation, molecular function: protein binding; calcium ion binding. NCBI's taxonomy places the organism in Eukaryota, Metazoa, Arthropoda, Insecta, Hymenoptera, Encyrtidae. The record is from RefSeq and is a predicted model, not a curated record.
UGUUCCUCUUCUGCGUGACCUCUUGCUAUUACUGUCCUGCGUCAUUUUGUUCGCCGAGAUGGUUACCGGUAAUGAUAUUGACGCGCAAACGGACUCGUCGUUGUCGACGACAUCACCGGUCAAUCGAGGGGCGGCUCGGCAAAUGUUUGGGAGCGGCAGUUUGCGCCAAACUAUGGUUACCAGUACUAUGUCACCCACGAGUUUUGACGGUGACAACUAUCAGAGACACGAUCACAGACACGAUCACGGACACGACAGGAGUCGUAAUGGACAUCACGGCGUUGACGAUUCAGCCAGUGGUUACGGGUACGAUGAUUACAAUCGACCCAAGACGCCUCCGCAGUUGCCACUCGAUUUUUACCAUCACGUGCCACUACCCGAGCCUGACAACGACGACGACCACGACGAUGAAAACGCCGAUGACGACUCGAGUGAGUUGCCAAGCUUUAGAAACGGUGCUCCUGGACGGCCCCAAAACGGCAUGAGUGGAAUGUAUGGCCAAGGCAGGCAUCCCAGCAGUCCCGGACUGUACGGUGGCUUUGAUGGAGUUUUGAAAGCAGGUUUGGAAGAGUAUCGAGCUCGUGUGCGCAUGGGUUCGGAGCGCGGCCACGGAAUGGGACAGCACGGUGAGGCCGGAGAUCGAUUACAUACCGACCGCAAGUCUGCGGUGCACGAGCUGGACGACGAGAGUUCCUUGGCUUGCCUCUGCCCGGAUGAUCAGUUCUUGUGCCUGAGCACCUGCACCUGCAUCGCCAUCGAAGAUCGUUGUAACGGAGAAAUCGAUUGCGAGGGAGCCGAUGACGAAAUACACUGCGAUGUGUACAAUGCCACCUGCACCGGCAAAAGAUCCGUGAAGUGUCCCACUUCUGGUAAAUGCAUUGCUAAAGAGUGGCUGUGCGAUGGUUACGAUGACUGUGGUGAUUACUCCGAUGAAACCCAUUGUGGUGAGUCGCAAAAAAACUGCACUUCGCAACAAUUCGAGUGCAGAAACGGGAUGUGCAUUCAGUUGGACUGGGUUUGCGAUGGCGAAAAUGACUGCAAAGACUUUUCGGACGAGGAAAACUGCGACAGAAAAAACAUGUGCUUUGAUACGGACUUCAUUUGCCAAGACACCGGACUAUGUAUCGCGGAAAAUGAAAGAUGCGACGGGAAAAGAGACUGCAACGAUGGAUCGGACGAAUUAGAAUGUGAGGUAGAAGUGGAAUGCAAUCAAAACCAAUUCCAGUGUGAUAAUCCGAAAUGCAUUUCGAUGGCGUACAGGUGCGACGGAGAUGACGAUUGUGGCGACAAUAGUGACGAAUGGAAGUGCCCUACCGCAAACAGCAGCUGCGCCUCUAAUCGAUUCAGGUGUGCCAAUGGUGACUGCAUAAGUAAAAUAUGGGUAUGCGAUAGAGAAAACGAUUGCAAAGAUGGAGAUGACGAACUCAACUGCGAUUACCCAACAAUUAAAAAUUGCACCUCAAAAGAUGAAUUCACGUGCUCUAAUGGACAUUGCAUACCGGCGGCAUGGAAGUGUGACGGUGUACCCGACUGUACGAACGGUGAGGACGAGCACGACUGUCGGGUAGGCUGUGAGCUCACACACUACUUAUGCAAAACAUCCCAGGCAGUGGUGAACGAGACAAAGGCGCGUUUUCCCGGUUUCACAGCUCCUUGGCUGCUCUGGGAUACGCUUCGUGAUUGUAUACACUCGAAGCACGUUUGCGAUGGUGUACCCGACUGUCCUGAAAAAGAUGACGAGGAAAAUUGUCCUACGAAAGUGCAGUGCUCUGCAGAUCACGCAUGCCAGCAUCAAUGUAUGAUGACCACGGAGAAUCAGAAAAUUUGUGCUUGCAAUCCUGGCUACGUACUUUCUGAGAAGGACAACAAAACUUGUGACGAUAUCAAUGAGUGUGAAUUCCAAAAAGAUCCUGUGUGCAGUCAGCAGUGCGUAAACACUCAAGGUUCUUUUUACUGCGAGUGUGGCAAGGGUUACGUCUUGCGUCCAGAUUUACGAUCGUGCAAGGCUAUUGGAGCAAAUCCCACUUUGAUUCUCGCAAAUCGAAUCGACAUUCGACAGCUCUACAUCAGUGGACCCAAAUACACAUCGGUAGUUAAAGGGUUGCAAAAUGCAAUUGGUUUGGAUUAUCACUACAAACGUAAUUUAAUUUUUUGGUCCGACGUCUCAAUGGAUGUUAUCCGUAAAGUUAAUGUAGACGGGACUAAUAGUAGUGAUUUUAUUCGUUGGGGAUUGGAAAUUCCAGAUGGAAUUGCUGUAGAUUGGAUUCAUGAUCUUAUAUUCUGGACAGAUUCCGGCACUAGACGCGUAGAAGUUGCAUCGAUCGAAACAGGAUUACGUUACGUAUUAGUCUCCGAAGACCUGAGUAAGCCACGUGCCAUUGCAGUUCAUCCACACUUGGGAUGCGUUUAUUGGACUGAUUGGGGCACCCCUAAAAUAGAACGAGCAAAUAUGGAUGGUACAGAUCGUACAGCGCUAGUAACCGAAAACAUAUAUUGGCCCAAUGGUUUGACCAUUGAUUAUACAACGGAUCGUAUUUAUUGGAUCGAUGCCAAGCACAGAGUUAUCGAGUCCAUAACGGUUAAUGGUGACGAUCGCAAGAAGAUCGUUAGCCGAGGUCUCCAUCAUCCAUUUGCUAUUACCGUGUUUGAAGAUGCAGUCUACUGGACAGACUGGCACUUUAAGAGUAUUUCACUCGUGAACAAGAAAAACGGUCGUGGUUUUAAGACCAUCCAUUCAGGACUACACUUUCCUAUGGAUCUCCGUAGUUUCCAUCCGCAACGUCAACCUGCUUACGACAACCACUGUGGCAAUGACAAUGGUAAAUGUUCACACAUGUGCCUGCCUACUUCGUUAGGUUACAGAUGUGUCUGCCCAGUCGGUAUGAAAAUUUCUAAGGGUGAAAAAACCUGUAAAGCCGACGUUGAUAACAUAUUGGCGUUUGCAAGAAAAAAGGAUAUUACAAUGAUUAGUUUGGAUCAGAAUAAGCCUUUCGAUGUGGUAAUACCAUUGGACAAUGUUGAAAGUGCAGUUGGUCUCGCUUGGGAUCCGUUGAAUCGUACGAUCUAUUGGACGGAUUUCAGUACUCAUACAAUUUCAAGAGCUAGUCUGGAUGGAUCUAAUCGCCAGACUAUUAUAAAAAAUAAUCUGGUCUCCCCAGCUAGUCUGGCGAUUGAUUCUGCUUCACGUAAGUUAUAUUGGACUGAUGCUGGAACUAAUAGAAUCGAGUGCUCACAACUUGAUGGAAGCAUGAGGAGUUUAUUGAUUUGGGAGGGUUUAGAUAAGCCGCGGGACAUCGUUCUACAUCCAAAAGAUGGUCUCAUGUACUGGAGUGAUUGGGGAAAGAGCCCAAAGAUUGAAGUUGCAGGAAUGGAUGGAUCAAACAGACAUAUAUUUAUAAGCGCAAAUUUAACGUUUCCUAAUGGUUUGGCAAUUGAUUUCGAAAAGAAGCGUUUGUAUUGGGCAGAUGGUGGUAGUGGAACGAUAAGUUACUCUGAUUUUAAUGGCAAACACGUAACAACAAUUAUUUCACCUCCUAAAGCAAAGCAUCCUUUCGGUCUCGUAAUUUACAAAGACAAAAUUUAUUGGACCGAUUGGAAAACGUCAGCUAUACAUCGUGCAGAUAAGGAUAGUGGUAAAGACGUCACGUCCAUACGGUCCGAAGUUUCAGGACUUAUGGACGUUCGUGUCCUUUACAAAGAUUCGGAUCCACCUUCGAAAUCUCAUUGUUAUCCUUCAAACCGUGGAUGCUCUCAUCUUUGUCUACCAGCUCCUGAGCCUAAACAUUAUACGUGUUCAUGUCCAACUGGUCUUGUAAUAAAAGCUGAUAAAAAAACAUGUCCAAAAACACCUACAAAGUUUAUCUUGAUGUCACAUCGUUAUGACAUCAGAGUUCUUUCUUUGGAUACGCAUUAUGCAGUUGAUACGGUAUUGCCCGUAAGCCACAUGAGAAAUGUUAGCGGAGCAGAUUUUGACUUAGAGACAGGAAACAUUUACUGGACUGAUCCUGGUCAACUCUCUACAAAAGUAAUCAAGAAAACGUCAUUUGAAGGGGACAAAGUAGAGACUGUAGUUGAAUGUUGUAUCGACACCGUUGACAGUAUUGCCGUUGAUUCAGUUGGUAGGAAGCUAUACUGGACUGAUGCUGGUCUUAAUAGUAUUGAAGUGAGUGAGCUCGAUGGUAAGAACCGUAAAGUACUUGUAUGGUCAGGUCUGGAAAAUCCACGUGCCAUUGCCCUACACUAUCCGGCUGGUUUAUUGUUUUGGACGGAUUGGGGCCAUCAUGCUCGAAUCGAAAAAGCUGACAUGGAUGGUGAACACCGUACGGCAAUUGUAACAGAGCAUCUCACUUGGCCCAAUGGUCUGACAAUAGACUUGUUUGCUGAUCGUAUCUACUGGAACGACGCCAAGAAGAAUGUUAUUGAAAGUUCGGAUCUUCAAGGCGAGAAUCGCAAACUCAUUGUGGAUAAGGUAAGUCAUCCUUACGGACUGGCUGUGGUCGAAGACUUUCUUUAUUGGAGCGAUUGGCAUGAAAAAUCACUAAUGAGAGCGAAGAAAAGUGACGGUAAGAAUAAAAAGAUGGUGCAGUCGGAUCUCGAGGGUAUCAUGGACUUGCGAUUUGUGGACAAAAAUCAAGUUCAUCCGGAAAACGCUUGUGGAAGAAACAAUGGUAAAUGUUCUCAUUUAUGUCUGAGGAACCCUAAUGGCUUUAGUUGUGCUUGUCCAACUGGUAUUAUCAUAAAAAGCGACAAGAGAACGUGCAACAGUUCGCCAACAAAUUUCUUAUUACUGGCAACAAAGAAAUCUUUAGUAAGAAUGUCGCUAGAUACUCCAGAAAUGUGGGAAGUGCAAAUACCGGUUCAGCGCAAUCACAGUGCUUAUUCAGUUGACUUUCAUUACGAAAAGCAACUUAUUUUUUAUACAGACACAGACGCAAAAGUUAUAAGGAAAAUCAAUUUACAAAAUUUUAACGAUGACAAAGUAAUAGUUCGAGGUUCCAACAAUUCGAGUCCAUUUCGACUAGCUGUCGAUUGGAUAGCGAACAAUUUGUACUGGACCGAUAUGGCAUUCAAAAGAAUUGAAGUGUCUCGAUUAGAUGGUUCUAAUCGUAAGAAACUCAUUGAAAAUCUCAGCGAACCGCGAUCGAUUGCUUUGUUUCCGAAAGAGGGUUACCUAUACUGGACCGAGUGGACUAAAAAUGCAAAAAUUGAACGCGCAAAUUUAGAUGGCAGCGAUAGAAGAAUUAUUGUAUCAAGUGACUUAAAUGUGCCAAAUGGUUUAACGAUAGACUACGCAGCUAGAAAAUUGUAUUGGGCAGAUGCGCUGAAAGAUAGGAUUGAAGUAUCCGACCUACACGGGAGAUACAGGAUAGCACUGGUUCCCGAAGCUUCUGGUGCCUUCGGUCUAGCCCAGUACGGUAAUAAUAUAUACUGGGGAGACUGGUUCAAACAGAUGAUCGAAAAAGCUGACAAGCGUACAGGAAAAAACCGUAAUCUCAUUCGCUCUACAGUGAAUGGAACAACUGAAAUUCGUACCGUAUCCGCAGAAAAACAAGUUGGAUGGACGCCCUGCGCUGUGGGAAACGGGGGCUGCAGUCAUUUAUGCUUUUUUACGAGGAAAAAUUACACCUGUGGAUGCCCCGAUCAGCCAGACUCUAAACCUUGUUAUACCGUGCCAAAAAAAUGGGUGCCAUUAAGAAAACCAGGAACGGAAAACGACUCGAGUUAUGAUCUCAUCGAUGACGAGGAUAUUCCGCCUACACCGAGAUCUUCGUCUGGAAGUAAUCGCAAUCAGCACAAUGAUUUUAACAAAGCAAACAAAGAUGGAACAACAGCUAUAAUGUUCACACUGUCGAUAAUCCUUCUGGUUAUUACUGCUAUCAUCGUGGGUUUUAUCAUCUACUUGAAAUGUCCACGGAAAAACUCACGGGAGGACUACAUGUACAACAAUCGACGCAACGUGCUCACGUUUACGAAUCCUAAUUAUAAUGCGUCAUCUGCGGCGGGUGAGGUACCGACUUCAAACAAUCAACCGGUGGGAGACAAAAAGGGUUUCAUCUGGAAGAGGCUCAAGUAUGACAAAUCACAGAGAGCCGCUAGUGCGGGCGUUAGCGGUGGUAGUGCCGGGAGCAGUCGAAGCAGCAGCGAGAGGAGCAAGAAUCUGAGCAGCUGUAGUGGUGGUGCUAGUGGGACAAUUGUUGCCAGUGUCACCACCAAUGACGCUGGCGGAGCUGGUGACGUGACGGUGGAACCCGCAAAGCUUGAAGCCCCGGUCAAGCUGCAGUACAUGCCGCUUCACUUUAUCCAGAUUAACGAGACUGGGGCUACUUAGUGCCUGACAUCAAAGUCAUAAUUGCCGUCCUCGAGCCAGCGUUUUUCGGACGAACGACCGGUUACGUGAUUAAAAAGACUUAAUCUGAUAAUGUAUUUUUGAUGGGCAUAAUAUAGACGAGUUACGAUUAUGGACGCUGGGUUAAGCACCUACGCCAGGCACGCCUCAUGUGAUAAAGGGUACUGAUGGAUAAUUUUUUUUUUUUGCUCGCAAUGAGUCACCUAGUUAUAUGGCAAACUUACAGAUGUACUUAUUUUUCGAGAUUAACUUUUUAUAAUAAACGUAGUUUUUCAAGUUUUGUCAAAUUUUAUGGAUGAUGUUUAAAACAUUUGUGUUUUAACCAAUACUCUAUGUUUUUUUAGAGCCUACUUUUGUAUAAGAUGUAUUAUUUAAUCAAAAUAUAAUAAAAUUACAGCUGAAAAAAAUGGGCUGAAUUUUUGUAGGAAAUUUUUUAACGAUAUAACGGGAUGAGCAAAAAACAGAACUGCCUCAACAAUUCAAUUAAUAAAUUUUUAUGUGUACGAAAAGCAUCAUUCCUGAAUGAUAGGAGU